This is a messenger RNA of Mauremys reevesii (Reeves's turtle), 4488 nucleotides long. RefSeq names its product N-alpha-acetyltransferase 16, NatA auxiliary subunit (gene NAA16). Gene Ontology annotation, molecular function: protein-N-terminal amino-acid acetyltransferase activity; protein binding. Gene Ontology annotation, cellular component: cytoplasm; NatA complex. Gene Ontology annotation, biological process: N-terminal peptidyl-methionine acetylation. The transcript has 17 exons. The coding region runs from base 1645 to 3747 and encodes 700 amino acids. The record is from RefSeq and is a predicted model, not a curated record. NCBI's taxonomy places the organism in Eukaryota, Metazoa, Chordata, Testudines, Geoemydidae.
CUUCUGAAACCUUCAUUCAUCACUAGCUCUGGCUGCAAGAUAUAUUAGGAAGCACUGUAUAUUAAAGGCAGCUGCUGCUGUGUUUCCUCCUCACCUUCAUAGAGCAUAGAAGAAACUAUUCAAUAUUGAUCUUUAAUACCAAGACCUUAGUUCAUCUCAUUAUAAAAAUUGCCAGAGGAAAGAGUGGAACUAGGUGGUGAGAAGGCCAAAGGAAGAAAUGGGGGAGAUAUGAAAAUGAAAGCACUGUAAUUUUACUUCAGAAAAAUUGACAGCUCUUCUUUGAGUGAUGUCCCUAUGGGUGCUCCACUGUCAUGCGGCAGCACCCUCUGCGCCUCGGAUUGGAGAUGUUAAUCAGCAAAACCCACCGGACUGAACAUGCGCACUUUCCCCCUCUCGCACUGUGAGCAGGACGUAUAUGUGGCACUGUGCGGUAUGACUGCUCCCCAGUUCCUUCUCUACUGCCUUUGAACUGGGACAGAAUCCGCAGCAGAGCCACCACAGUGUAUUCACUAUCUGGGAGAGGGACAUGUUCCACAAAAGUGUUCUCACUGCCAUGGCUUGACUGCUAGGGCCAGAAAAGACCAGGAUGUUUGGUUGUGACUUCUCCUCAUGGAGAAAUCACUGCAUCCAGCAUCAACCCAGGCCUGGACUCUCCCCCUGGGCAGCUUUCACCCUCGGCCAGGUCAUCUGCUGAUCACUGAAGUCCCAUAAGAGAAAGUUGUCCCCCUCUCACUCUGAUGAGAAGAAAUGGGCUCCCUCCUCAUAUUCUGAGGCACAGCUUCCCCUUCCCUCCCCCCAGAAUACCAUCCCCUUUGAGGUCAGUUGCCUCAACAUCCUCUGACAGGGGACAUAGCUCCAGGGCCCAUCCAAGUACCUCUGGUACUGGCAUUAAACAUCUGUCUAAGGACCUUAACUGGGCAGACCUACAGCCAUCUGCAUGGUCUCUCGGUUCUGGAGACCGAGACAGACUGACUUUGGGAGCUAUGGCACCGACAAGACCAUCGGCACCCAUCAAGUUUUCAGCUCCACUUGCUGAUUACUCCUGCAUGUCUCCUUCGGGACCGAGUCAUGUUCCAGUACUGAUGAUGCUCCUUUCUCCACCACAGGAAUCCAGACAUCCUAAAGACCUGCUGGUAUAUGACAUACCUGCAUCACCUCUGCUUAGACACAACCUCCCCCCCACUUCCACCCUCCUCUCUGGACUCAGGACAUUCCUCCCUUUCUCCUCCAAGGACGGCACCUCCCUUCCCCAGUGAGGAGGCGGAAGACGAGGAGUGGGGCUCCAUCAUGCCCUCUUAUUUGAAUCCCGCACAAUCUUCUACUUCUACAUAUCCUCAAUAUGUGCAUUCCACACCCAGACCCAGCCGUGGUAUGGACCAGAGUGGAUGCAACUCCAUGUUCUGCUUCCCCCGCAUUGGCUCUGUUGGGAUCCCUGGGCCAUGUACACGGCACAGUUGAGGAAGCCUGUCAUGGAGCAAAGCUGGAGACCUACAUCUUUGCCUUCUCCAUCAAUCUCUUGCCCACCAGAGACUGAGCCUCCCUUGGAAUGAGGAGACAAGGUAUCAGCUACUUCAGCUGCGUCCAACACAACGGGCUUCAUGGAUUGGAUAUGCUAUUGCAUAUCAUUUGUUAAAAGAUUAUGAUAUGGCCUUAAAACUACUGGAAGAGUUUAGAAAAACUCAACAGAUUCCUCCUAAUACAAUAGAUUAUGAGUAUAGUGAACUGAUCCUGUACCAGAACCAAGUGAUGAGAGAAGCAGAUCUAUUUCAAGAGUCCUUAGAACAUAUAGAAACAUAUGAGAAGCAAAUAUGUGACAAGCUUGUUGUAGAAGAAAUCAAAGGAGAAAUGUUGUUGAAGUUGGGAAGACUAAAAGAAGCUGGUGAAAUAUACAAAGAAUUAAUUGAUCGGAAUGCAGAAAACUGGUAUUAUUAUGAAGGCUUGGAAAAGGCCCUACAACCCAGCACUUUAGAAGAGAGGCUUCAGAUUUAUGAAGAAGUUAGUAAAAGACAUCCCAGAGCAGUUUCACCUAGAAGAUUACCUUUAAACUUUGUUCCAGGUGAGACAUUUAGAGAACUAACGGAUAAGUUCCUGAGGGUUAACUUCAGUAAAGGCUGCCCACCCUUGUUUACCACUUUGAAAUCUUUAUAUUACAAUACAGAAAAGGUAGAAAUAAUUCAAGAACUUGUUACUGGUUACGAAGCCUCUCUGAAAACCUGUGACUUUUUUAGUCCAUAUGAAAAUGGAGAGAAGGAGCCCCCAACGACACUACUUUGGGUUCGUUAUUUCCUGGCACAGCACUUUGACAAACUUGGCCAGUGUUCAUUGGCCUUGGAAUACAUUAAUGCUGCAAUUGCAAGCACUCCAACAUUAAUAGAACUGUUCUAUUUAAAAGCAAAAAUUUACAAGCAUGUAGGUAAUCUCAAGGAAGCUGCCAAAUGGAUGGAUGAAGCACAGUCUUUGGAUACAGCAGAUAGAUUCAUCAACUCCAAAUGUGCAAAAUAUAUGCUUCGAGCAAAUAUGGUGAAAGAUGCAGAGGAGAUGUGUUCCAAGUUUACAAGGGAAGGAACAUCUGCUAUGGAAAAUCUAAAUGAGAUGCAGUGUAUGUGGUUCCAGACUGAAUGCGCUUCAGCUUAUCAGAGGCUAGCGAAGUAUGGUGAUGCCUUGAAAAAAUGUCAUGAAGUGGAAAGGCAUUUUUUUGAGAUAACAGAUGAUCAGUUUGACUUCCACACAUACUGCAUGAGAAAGAUGACUCUUCGGGCCUAUGUAGACCUUCUGAGACUGGAAGAUGUUCUCAGGAAACAUGCCUUCUAUUUCAAGGCUGCUCGAUCAGCAAUUGAAAUCUACUUGAAACUACAUGAUAAUCCUUUAACCAAUGAAAGCAAAGAACAAGAAGUGAAUUCAGAAAACCUUUCAGCCAAAGAACUGAAAAAAAUGCUUAGCAAGCAGAGAAGAGCACAGAAGAAAGCUAAACUUGAAGAGGAGAGAAAGCAUGCAGAAAGAGAACGACAGCAGAAAACUCAAAAGAAAAAAAGAGAUGAGGAAGAGGAGGAAACUAGUGGUCCCAAGGAAGAAUUAAUUCCUGAAAAACUGGAAAGAGUCAAAAAUCCAUUAGAGGAAGCUAUUAUGUUCCUUAUGCCACUUAAGAAUCUUGUUGCAGAUAACAUAGACACACAUCUGUUAGCAUUUGAAAUAUACUUUAGAAAAGGAAAGUUUCUGUUAAUGUUGCAGUCUGUCAAGAGAGCUUUUGCUAUCAACAAUAAUAACCCAUGGCUACAUGAAUGUUUGAUUAAAUUCUCUAAAUCUGUAUCUGAUCAUAGUAAUCUCCCAGAAAUUGUGAACAAGGUCCUAACUCAAGAAAUGCAGAAAAUCUUUGUUAACAGAGAUUUGGAAAGUUUUAAUGAAGAGUUUCUCAAAUAUAAUGCUACCUCCAUUCUGCAUCUGCUCUCAGGUGCUAAGAUGAUGUAUUUCCUGGACAAAUCAAGACAAGAGAAAGCUAUUGCUAUUGCUACUAGAUUAGAUGAAACUAUGAGAGACAAAAAUGUGAAGACUUUAACAAAGGUUUUCAAGGCACUGCUUGAUGGCAGCUUCGGAAGCUGCCACACCCAAUAUGAAGAGUAUCGGACAGCAUGUCAUAAACUGUUUCCUUUUACGUCUGCCUUUAUGCCUGCCACGAAUGAGGAUGACAGUAGCUUUGCAUCAGUGAACCAUACAGCCGUUAACCAUGAUGUGCUGUCCAAUGAAAUUUGAAGUAGUGUACAAAUAAAAUAUUUGACUAUACCUACAGACUGGUGGGAUGCAGAUCAGGUUUACUUUUCCAGGAUGCAGUUUUUAUAUCUUACAGGUAUAAAAUGAAGUAUUUGAAUGGUUACAUGAAAAAUGGAGUAUGCUAUUCGCGUGAUUUUCAUUCAAAAAGAACUGCCAAUGUUUAUGUAAACAUUAUCUCUAAUCAACCUUUGUCAUGUUUAUUCUUGUACUGUUUUAAGUCUUUUAAAAUCCCCAAAUUCAACAACAAAAUCCCCAAAUUAUGGACAUUAAAGACUGCUUUCACCUAAGUGUUGUUACAUAUAGAAGUAAGUAUAAUAAUUUCUUGGUAAUGAAGUUAUCAGUUGAGCAGAUUUUAGCAAAUUAAGACUGAAAAGUGCUGCUUGUUUCAUCUCCUCAUCUUUUUCUGUUUGUUUUGGUUUCUUUAAUUUUGGUCAUUUUGGUUUCUUUUGAAGCACAUAACUGUAAAUGUUGGCUGUUUGCAUGUUUCUUGUCAAUUCUGUGUCUUAUAUGGAACUAAUGCUGGUGGGUAUGGAGGUUUGGUUAAAUAUUGAUAAGAGUUUUCAAAAACUUUUUUUUCUUUCUACCUUUUGGUCCAUAACUAUUGUUUCCUUACGUUUUUGAAUGGUUUAACAUUUUAAAGAACAGUUGAGUACAUGUAAUUCCCUGAAAUAAUAGUGAAUAAGAUCCUGUUUAGAUACCAUUGUCUGUCUGCCUGUCUUCUUU